This is a messenger RNA of Pecten maximus, 3852 nucleotides long. Its product is annotated as transformation/transcription domain-associated protein-like. Gene Ontology annotation, biological process: DNA repair; regulation of DNA-templated transcription. The annotation marks the transcript as partial. The transcript is spliced from 30 exons. The record is from RefSeq and is a predicted model, not a curated record. Gene Ontology annotation, molecular function: transcription coregulator activity. Gene Ontology annotation, cellular component: nucleus; NuA4 histone acetyltransferase complex; SAGA complex. Lineage: Eukaryota; Metazoa; Mollusca; Bivalvia; Pectinida; Pectinidae.
GAACAAGUCCAGGUACAUGCCACCCCGAUGAUGAAAGGUCUUUUGGGAUUGCUUACCUAUUGUCCACAGGAAGUUGCCCAUCUCCGCAAAGAUCUGCUGAUUGCUGCACGACACAUUCUCGCCACGGACUUAAGAAAUAAGUUUGUCCACUGUAUAGACAAGUUGUUUGAUGAGAACGUGUUGAUUGGUUCUGGUUGGACGACGUACGAGUCUCUCCGCCCCCUUGCCUAUAGCACUCUGGCUGAUCUUGUUCACCAUGUCAGGCAGGCUUUGCCUUUGAACGAGCUGUCACUAGCAGUGAACCUGUUCAGUAAGAAUGUUCACGAUGAGUCCCUGCCAAGCUCCAUCCAGACAAUGUCCUGUAAACUCCUGUUGAAUCUUGUCGAGUGUAUUCGUGCCAAGAGUGAACAGGAAAAUGGAAAUGGGAGAGAACUCCUGAUGAGGAUGCUAGAAGUCUUUGUUCUCAAAUUUAAAACAAUCGCCAAGAUACAGCUUCCACAGAUUCUACAGAAAUGCAAACAACAGCCCCAGACCUCAAACAACAACCAUCAGCAACCUAUCGACCCCAAAACACCAGCAGCUGAUGUCAAACCAACACUGGAGCUCCCAAAAGUUGCUGCCGAGGGGUUAAAGGCAGGACUCGAUAUUUCUAAACCUCCCGGCGACUCGGUGAAGGACGACAACAAACUACCGUCUCAGGGUCUGCUGUCCGACACUGUUAAGGACAAGGAGGACAAACCAUGGACAGAGAAGGGACCAGGGGAGAAUCGGUUUGGCGUGACACCGAGUCAGUAUACAACAUAUUCAGUGACUGACUGUCGCGGUUUGGUGAAGACGCUAGUCUGUGGGGUGAAGACCAUCACGUGGGGGAUCGUAUCCUGUAAAGCGGCCGGAGUUGAUGCAACAGUGAUGCAGAGUAAACAGUUCCUACCAAAGGAAGCCCUCGUCUACAUCCGCCUGGUGAAGUAUGCUCUUCAAGCUCUCGACAUCUACACCAUCAAUGUAUCGCCCUCAGGACAGGCCGUCAUCAGGCCUGCUGUGGUACAGAGUGUAAGAACUAAGGAAGAGAAAGAGGUUCUCGAACACUUCGCUGGAGUGUUUACCAUGAUGCAUACUCUGACAUUCAAGGAGAUAUUCGCUCAGACAGUCGAGUAUAUGGUGGAUAGAAUUCACAACAACUACGCACUCCAGAUCGUAGCCAACUCCUUUCUGGCAAAUCCAACAACCUCAGCGACUUUUGCCACAAUACUAGUUGACUACCUGUUGGCUCGUCUGGAGGAGAUGGGAUCUACAAUGGACCGGUCAAAUCUGUACCUGAAACUCUUCAAACUGGUGUUUGGUUCCGUGUCCCUGUUUGCUGCGGAGAAUGAGAAGAUGCUGAAGCCCCACCUACAUACCAUCGUGAACCGAUCCAUGGAGUUAGCAAUGAGUGCCAAGGAGCCAUACAACUAUUUCCUGUUGUUACGGGCGUUGUUCCGCUCUAUUGGAGGCGGUAGUCAUGACCUUCUCUACCAAGAAUUCCUGCCGUUGCUGCCAAACUUACUGCAAGGUCUGAACAGUCUACAGAGUGGACUACACCGCCAGCACAUGAAAGAUCUGUUUGUUGAGCUCUGUCUCACGGUGCCUGUCCGGCUCAGCUCCCUCCUACCUUACCUACCCAUGCUGAUGGAUCCCCUGGUGUCCGCACUUAACGGGUCCCAGACCCUAGUCAGUCAGGGUUUGCGGACACUAGAGUUGUGUGUGGAUAACCUCCAGCCGGACUUCCUGUACGACCACAUACAGCCUGUCAGGGCAGAGCUAAUGCAGGCUCUGUGGAGGACCCUACGUAGUCCUGUCGACAACAUCGCCCAUGUGGCAUUCCGGGUGCUGGGAAAGUUUGGAGGAGGUAAUAGGAAGAUGUUACGGGAGCCACAGAGGCUACAGUACAAUGACCGGGAGACAGUUGGACCCUGUAUCACCAUCUACUUUCAGGAUGUAAAAACUCCCAUCACUCUCCCUGUGGAAAAGGCGAUUGACGCUGCUCUCACCACACUCAAAUGCAGUACCUCUGACAACUUCGCACGCCGCCAGGCCUGGGAACUCAUCAAGUGUUUCUUGGUGUCUGUGAUGAAUCUAGAGGACGACAAACAAACACUGACUAACCUCUUCACCCACCCCAGUUUCACUGAGAAGGAAAUUCCCCUACAGACAGGACCUCUAUACAAAAACCCGGACUCCCACUCACGACGAGUCCACGAACAGGCACUGACUGGCAUGUUCGUUGCUGCAGCCAUCAAAGAGCUACGCCAGACGGUUCUGACCUUUAUGGCGUGUAUGGUACGACACUACACAAUGAUCUCAAUAUCACAGCAGUGUGGUCCCUUCCCAGUGGGAGAGAAACAGAGCAAGCUACACGGGAUGGACACACAGAUCCUGAUCGACGCGCUGGCGGUCAUCAUGGGACACGAGGAGAAGGAGUUAUGUAAGCCUGGUAACCUGGCCCUCAUCCUCAUUCUGGACACGGCUACCACCAUACUGGGCAGUAAAGAGAAGGCAUGUCAACUGCCCAUGUUUGACUAUCUAGUGGAGAGGAUGUGCUCCUUGUGUUAUGACCGUGCCUGGUAUGCCAAAUGUGGAGGAUGUCUAGCUAUCAAGUUUAUGUACGAGAGGAUGUCGCUGAAGUGGGUGCUGGAACACCAGUUUACUUUCCUGAAGGCCCUUCUGUUUGUCAUGAUGGAUCUCACCAAGGAGGUGUCGAGUGGGGCGGUAGAUCUGGCUAAAUACAACCUGGAGAAUAUGUUAACCAAGUGUGCCCAGGAGAUAAAAUCAGAGGAGGCGAAUGAGGAACUGCUGGCGGUGCAGAAAAAAUCAUUCAACGAUGUCACGCAUGAACUGGUGCGGCAGAUCACAUCGCCCAAUACCACAGUCAGGGAGCAGGCAAUGCAUUCCCUUGAGGUCCUUGCAAAAACCACCAAUAAGUCUGUGACAGAGAUUAUGGAACCCCAAAAACAGGUGUUACAGGACAUGAUACCGCCCAAAAAACACCUGUUACGUCACCAGCCUGCUAAUGCCCAGAUAGGUCUGAUGGAUGGUAACACUUUCUGUACGACUCUGGAACCACGCCUCUUCACCAUCGACCUCAACGUCUUGGAACACAGUGUGUUCUUUAACGAGCUGCUGAGUCUGUGUGAAGCUGAAGAUGCAGCUCUACAGAAACUUCCCUGUUACAAGUCGGUCACUGAUCUGGUUCCCCUCCGCAAGAGUGCUCUGCGUGCCCUGGCGGCUUGUCACUACAUACAGAACCAGAGGGAGAAGUUGUUCUCUGUGCUGGACAAAGCUCUCAAUAGUAACAGCUCUGAACUCCAGAGGGUAGCUUUUGACUGCAUGAAGAAGUUUAUCUCGGGCUGCCAGAUAGAAAUUGAGAUUGUUUACAAGAAGAUGCGGCCAUUGCUGUCGACACUGAGUGAUCACAGCAGCCUGAACAGUAACGUGAUUCAACGUUUGUCCUACAUCACACAACUCUUUCCCAACAUCUUUAAUGAGAAAUUCUGUGAACAGCUCCUUAAACACCUCAAGAAAUGGCUAGAUGUGGCGGCCACAAGUCAGAAACCGUCACCAACACAGACUAAAUCUAACGGCCAGGUAAUCCCUCAGGAGUUGAAGACCUGUGCUGCCAUUAUUGACAUCUUCCACAUGAUACCCGCGGCCAGCAGCAAACUCAUCGAACCCCUCAUACAGAUAACUUUACUAGGGGAGAAAACUCUCUUUCUCGAGGUAAGGAAAUUCCGUAAGAGGAGGAAAUUCUUGUUAGGGGAGGAAACUCUUUCUCGAGGUAAGGAACUUCAGAAAGAGGAGAAAACUCUCUUUCUCGAG